Bufo bufo (common toad) is the source of this 3650-nucleotide messenger RNA. RefSeq names its product DIS3 homolog, exosome endoribonuclease and 3'-5' exoribonuclease (gene DIS3). NCBI's taxonomy places the organism in Eukaryota, Metazoa, Chordata, Amphibia, Anura, Bufonidae. Bases 105 to 2966 code for a protein of 953 amino acids. Gene Ontology annotation, biological process: rRNA catabolic process. The record is from RefSeq and is a predicted model, not a curated record. The transcript is spliced from 22 exons. Gene Ontology annotation, molecular function: RNA binding; 3'-5'-RNA exonuclease activity; endonuclease activity. Gene Ontology annotation, cellular component: cytoplasmic exosome (RNase complex); nuclear exosome (RNase complex).
UUCUGCACGUGGGUAUUGAGCAUGCGCAGUGCUGGACUGAGAGGAAACGUGUGAACUGUGGCGGAUGCCCUUUCUAUAGUGGAGUAAAGAACCAGAAAAGAAAAAUGUUAAAGUCAAAGACGUUCAUGAAGAAGACUCGCUCUGGUGGCAUCUUAAAAAUAGUGAGAGAGCAUUACCUGAGGGACGACAUCACCUGCGGGUGCCAUGGAUGCGAUGAGUGCCAGCAGGAAAGCCCGGUGCUGCAGAUGGAGCCAGUCCUGGAGAGUUCUCUGUGUGAACGUCCCCACUACAUACUCCCUGACACCAAUGUGUUGCUGCACCAGAUCGACAUCCUAGAGGACCCUGUCAUCCAGAAUGUGAUAUUACUGCAGACUGUUGUCCAGGAAGUGCGGCGCCGUAGUGCGCCCGUAUACAAGAGAGUACGAGACCUGACUACUAAUCCGGAGAAGUACUUCUAUACCUUCACCAAUGAACACCAUCGAGAAACUUACAUAGAGCAAGAACAGGGGGAAAAUGCGAACGAUCGAAAUGACAGAGCAAUUCGGACUGCAGCAAAAUGGUAUAAUAAACAUCUGAAGAAAUCUGCAAAUCUCAAAAACCUGCAAGUGCUACUAAUAACGAAUGACCGCAGUAACAAAGAAAAAGCAGCGGAGGAAGGGAUUGUAGCUUUAACAUGUGAAGAAUAUAUUAAAAGUUUGACUGCUAAUCCUGAACUUGUCGAUCGCCUCGCUUGUGUGUCUGAUGAGAAGAAUGAUAUUGAAAAUGGAAGAAUUAUUUUUCUAGAACAUCUUCCACUAUCAAAGUUACAACAAGGUAUCAAAUCUGGGAUUUAUCUGCAAGGAACUUUUAGGGCAAGCCGAGAUAACUUUCUGGAGGCCACAGUCUGGGUUCAUGGAGAUUCUGCAGAGAACAAAGAAAUACUCCUGCAAGGAUUGCGGCACAUUAACCGAGCGAUGCAUGAAGAUAUUGUCGCUGUACAACUGUUGGAAAAAGAGAAUUGGGUGGCUCCAUCAUCUGUGGUCUUACAGGAUGAAGGAGAAAGCGAUGACAUUGACUCUGUAGAGGAAAAAGAAAAAAUGCUACAGACUGCUGAAAAGAAAUAUGCAAAACCUUCAGGAAAAGUUGUGGGGAUCAUAAAGAGAAACUGGAGACCGUACUGCGGCAUGUUGGGCAAAUCGCAGAUUAAAGAGUCUACCCGGCAUUUGUUCUUACCAGCUGACCGGCGGAUACCACGCAUACGCAUAGAGACAAGGCAAGCGACUACCUUGGAGGGGCAGAGAAUCAUAGUUGCAAUUGAUGGUUGGCCAAGGAAUUCCAGGUAUCCUAAUGGUCACUUUGUUAAGAACUUGGGAUCAGCUGGUGAUAAGGAAACGGAAACCGAAGUCUUGCUUCUAGAACAUGAUGUUCCUCAUCAGCCAUUCUCCCAGGCUGUUCUCAGCUUCCUUCCUAAAAUGCCGUGGUCCAUAACUCCAGAGGACAUGAAGAACAGAAUUGAUCUGAGGCAUCUCUAUGUGUGUAGUGUGGAUCCCCCUGGCUGUACUGACAUUGAUGAUGCGUUGCACUGUCGAGAGCUUGAAAAUGGCAACCUUGAGGUUGGAGUUCAUAUUGCAGAUGUAAGUCAUUUUAUAAGACCUGGAAAUGCCUUGGACCAGGAAGCUGCAAACAGAGGAACCACCGUAUACCUUUGUGAGAAGAGGAUUGACAUGGUCCCAGAUCUCCUCAGUUCAAACCUAUGUUCUUUAAGAUCAGAGGUGGACCGAUUGGCGUUUUCCUGCAUUUGGGAGCUAAACCAGAAUGCUGAAAUCAUUAGCACAACAUUUACCAAAAGUGUUAUCAACUCAAAAGCUUCCCUUACCUAUGCAGAAGCACAGAUGAGAAUUGAUUCUCCCAACAUGAAUGAUGAGAUUACCAAAAGUCUCCGUCAGCUGAAUAAAUUAGCAAAGAUUUUGAAGAAGCGGAGAAUAGAUAAUGGAGCCUUAACACUUUCUUCUCCUGAGGUUCGAUUUCAUAUGGAUAGUGAAACUCAUGACCCCAUAGACCUCCAGACCAAGGAACUGAAGGACACCAAUUCAAUGGUGGAAGAGUUCAUGUUGCUUGCUAAUAUUUCUGUGGCGCAGAAGAUUUAUGAUGAGUUUCCAGAACAUGCCUUACUGCGUAAGCAUCCAGCCCCGCCACCCGGAAAUUAUGACAUCCUUGUAAAAGCUACGCGCUCCAAGAAUUUAGAGAUUAAAACGGACUCCGCCAAAGCUCUAGCUGACUCUUUAGAUAAAGCAGAAUGCACCGAAUUUCCCUAUUUGAACACAUUAUUGAGAAUCCUAGCAACUAGAUGCAUGAUGCAGGCGGUAUACUUCUGCUCUGGAAUGGACAGCGACUUCCAUCACUAUGGUCUAGCCUCACCCAUUUAUACACAUUUCACUUCACCCAUCAGAAGGUACGCUGAUAUCAUAGUACAUCGGCUUCUCGCUGUAGCAGUGCGUGCAGACUGCACUUAUCCAGAUCUUACAGAUAAACAUAAACAGGCGGAAAUCAGCAAAAAUAUCAACUACAGGCAUAAAAUGGCGCAGUAUUCGCAGAGAGCGUCUGUUGCCUUUCACACUCAGCUCUUUUUCAAAACAAAAGGCAUUGUGAACGAAGAAGGAUAUAUCUUGUUUGUUAGGAAAAAUGCAAUCGUUGUUCUGAUCCCCAAGUUUGGUUUAGAAGGCACAGUCUUCUUUGAAGGAAAAAACCGAGUCAAGUGCCAGCUGCAUUUCAAUGACGAGAUUCCUUCACUAACUGUCGAAAAUAAAACUUUCCAUAUGUUUGACAAAGUAAAAGUUAAAAUUAGUCUGGAUGCAUCCAACAUCCAGCACCAGAAAAUCUGCAUGGAUCUAGUAGAGCCGGAGAUUCCAGGUAUUACCUCAACUGAGAAUGACCAAAGGCAAACGAAUGGUGAACCAAUAUCCAAGAGGAGUAAGAUCAGAAAAUAGGACUACUUCAGAGGAAGCACAAUAUUUUACAGGACAUUUUAAGUCAUUUUAUUCUUAUUUUUUUUAGCUAUUUCAACAGGUCAUUGAUCUUUAUCUUCAACCGUAUUGUUCUUUUGCAUCGACUACCUUUAAUGUGAACUCUGUAUUUUUAGAUAAAAUGUAGUUUCAGCUGUAAACGUUUUGUAUUGGAUCAUGAUGUGUAUUUUGUAAAAAUCUCCACCUCUUCUUCCGUCUACAUUUUAUCUCAAACAAUUAUUCUGCUUUCUACAAAAAAAGAAACUUUGUUACCAGGUUGAGCUCAGUAUGAAUGGAUGCAAAGAUUUAAAGGGCAUAAAUUCCAGGUCGAUUAGUGGUCUUCAUGCCUCCUGCUUUAUUAUAACAGGAAGAUGCUGGUUAUUUGCUGUUUGUUGCUCGCAGGCUAUAUCGUGUUCAAGGGCGGACUGGGAAUUUAAAGUAGCCCUGGAAAAAGAAAUACCGUAAGUGUCCCAUGUUGUAGGCAGGCCGAGCACACAUGGAGGGGCAGUGUAUAUUGUGCUACACCUUGGUAUAUGGUUCUGCAACAGAACCAAAUAUUAACGUGAAACACAAUAUAUACUGCCCCAGCACAACCAAAUACCAUAGUGCAGCACAAUAUACCACCCCAGCACAACCAAAUACCAUAGUGCAGCACAAUAUACCGCCCCA